UUGUGCUUAUUCCUGGUGCAGGUCCGUGCUGGCUCCCGUGCUCUUUACAGACCCCUGUCUGCCUCUGUGCUGUCCAGGCCUGAGGUCAAAACAGAGGUGAAAAAAAUAUUAUUGUAGUGGGGGGCCUUAUGCUCUUCCAAAGCUUGUCAAUCCCUAUAAUAGUUAUUGAUGUUGGAGUUCUUUUCCCAUCACUAAGGAGGUGUUUGUUUUUCAGAGCAAUGUAGCCCUCAUGGCACAAAGCCCAUUCACCCAGGUAGCACUCAGAGACUUCCAGACCAGUGCUGUGAGCAGGGACAUUGAUACCGCUGCCAAAUUCAUUGGUGCUGGAGCCGCCACAGUCGGCGUGGCUGGAUCUGGUGCUGGAAUUGGAACUGUGUUCGGCAGUCUCAUCAUUGGAUAUGCCAGGUAAGUCCACUGCUACAAACCGAGGACUAGAUCUGUGCUUGUCAAUGUCAGCUUUUGGAAAAACUACGAUUCAAACAGAUUUUACAUGAACUGGUCUGAUAAUGGUUUGUCUUGUUCUGUUUGGCAGGAACCCAUCUCUGAAGCAGCAGCUGUUCUCCUAUGCUAUCCUGGGAUUCGCCCUGUCUGAAGCUAUGGGCCUAUUCUGUUUGAUGGUUGCUUUCUUAAUCUUGUUCGCUAUG
Molecule: messenger RNA, 644 nt
Organism: Coregonus sp. 'balchen'
Lineage: Eukaryota; Metazoa; Chordata; Actinopteri; Salmoniformes; Salmonidae
Source: the annotation of a GenBank genome assembly